UCUCUCCUCCACAAACUGAAAACGUAGUGAGGCUCGUUCACUCCUCCAUGGCUAUACUAUAUAGCGGGAAGAACAAGUCGAGGAAAGGCGCUAACGCGUGGACACAAACGCGCGCAGUGAUCGAGUACUGUCAGAACUUGGGUACCUGCAGCUUUAACGGUAUCUAUCUGCAGAGAGGGAUCGAUCGAUCGAUCGAUCGGUACGGUACAGAUCGAGAGGAGAGGAGAUACCAUACGAUCGACGGCGACAAUGGCGGAGGCGGCGGACAUGGAGCGGAUCUUCAAGCGGUUCGACACCAACGGCGACGGCAAGAUCUCGCUGUCGGAGCUGACGGAGGCGCUGCGGACGCUGGGGUCCACCUCCGCCGACGAGGUGCAGCGCAUGAUGGCCGAGAUCGACACCGACGGCGACGGCUGCAUCGACUUCAACGAGUUCAUCACCUUCUGCAACGCCAACCCGGGGCUCAUGAAGGACGUCGCCAAGGUCUUCUGAAUUCUGAUGAUGCGUGAUCGAUCCAACACCUACUACCACAAUCAAUCAAGAUGGAGUAUCAUCGCCGUCGCUCCAUCCAUCUGCUGGCUCGCCGAUCAUAUAUAUAUAUAUAUCGUCUUUGAUUAUUUCAUCUAUCAUUUCGGGUGGUUUAUUUAUUACCAACAAAUUAUUAAGCACUGCUAGCUAGUACGAGCUCCAUCAGUUUGAUUAUAUUCUGAUGAUGAGUCUCUGCUUUUUUUUUCUUCCCCAUAUUGUUGCAUCGGCUUCCAUUCCAAUAUAUAUGGACGAAUUUUCUUUUUUUUUCCCGUGUUCAUCUUCAUCAUAUGAUAUGCCUCCGAUAAGUAAAUUGUACUGUCUGGCAGGCCAGCUUAAUUUCUAUGUAAUUCAUCAUUGGAGAAACGAACCAUGUAUUUGCAUCCUAAGAAAAACGUAUAUCCAUGAUUUAAUUAAUGGAAUAUAUAUGAUUGUUUC
Panicum virgatum (switchgrass) is the source of this 963-nucleotide messenger RNA. RefSeq names its product polcalcin Phl p 7. The record is from RefSeq and is a predicted model, not a curated record. The transcript is spliced from 2 exons. The coding region runs from base 250 to 492 and encodes 80 amino acids. Lineage: Eukaryota; Viridiplantae; Streptophyta; Magnoliopsida; Poales; Poaceae. Gene Ontology annotation, molecular function: calcium ion binding.